GCUCUCCCGCUUCGGCGCUGCCGCACUCCGGGGCCCGCCUGGGGUGGAAUCAUCGGGCCGAGUCAGCCCGGCAGCUUCCUCCGUCGGAGGAGAGAAGCGGGGGCGGACGCUGUCGCGCAGGAGGCUGCCUCGCAGGCCUUUUAGAUGAAAAAACCGUUGUGUUGAGCAAAUGCAGGAUGGUGUGUUUUCGUGACUAAAACACCAGCAGCCUAGAAUAGCCGGAGCCUACAUACAGUGAGCAGUUGGUUAGAAGGCUACCAAUACGCUUUUCCUCAUACAAGUUGAAUUUGCCGUGAUUGGCAUGGAUGUCUGAAGGCCACUUUUUUACAAGUAUGUUCCAGCUCUUAGCAGCACCAUCUUGAGUGUCUCUGAUGCUGGACAUUUGAAUGCUGAAGCUGGCAGAUAAUUGAGAGGGCUGGCAACAUGUUAUGUUGGGGAAAUGCCUCUUUUGGACAGCUUGGAUUGGGGGGCAUUGAUGAAGAAGUUGUCCUAGAACCCAGAAGAUGCAACUUUUUCAUAAACAAAAAGGUUCGAGAUGUAGGCUGUGGACUAAGACACACUGUGUUUGUCUUGGAUGAUGGGACUGUGUAUACAUGUGGAUGUAAUGAUUUAGGACAAUUAGGACAUGAAAAAUCCAGGAAAAGACCAGAGCAGGUGAGUGCCUUGGAUGCUCAAAAUAUUGUAGCUGUUUCAUGUGGAGAAGCCCACACGUUAGCAUUAAAUGACAGUGGUCAAGUCUAUGCUUGGGGUUUUGCUGCAGAUGGACAACUUGGCUUGCCUGGAACUGAGGAGUAUACCAGAGUGCCCAGAAACAUAAAAAGCUUGUCAGACAUCCAAAUAGUGCAGGUUGCCUGCGGCUACUAUCAUUCCCUUGCACUCUCCAAAGGUAGUGAAGUUUUUUCCUGGGGACAGAACAAACAUGGUCAACUAGGUUUAGGUUAUGAAUUCAAAAAGCAGACUUCCCCACAACAGAUAAAAUCUUUGCAAGGGAUACCUUUUGCGCAAAUUACAGCGGGCGGAGCACAUAGCUUUGUGCUUACUCUUUCUGGAGCAGUUUUUGGGUGGGGACGCAACAAAUUUGGCCAACUUGGUCUUAAUGAUGAAAAUGAUAGAUAUGUUCCCAAUCUUCUAAAGUCACUAAGAUCCCAGAAAAUUGUUUACAUCUCCUGUGGAGAAGAUCAUACUGCGGCUCUUACAAAGGAAGGUGGGGUGUUUACUUUUGGAGCUGGAGGCUAUGGGCAAUUAGGUCAUAACUCUACUGGCCAUGAGAUAAACCCAAGAAAAGUUUUUGAACUUAUGGGGAGCAUUGUCACACAGAUUGCUUGUGGAAGGCAGCACACAUCUGCAUUUGUCCCUUCAACUGGAAGAAUUUAUUCUUUUGGCCUUGGAGGUAAUGGACAGUUGGGCAUGGGAUCAACCAGUAACAGGAAAAGUCCCUUCCCAGUGAAAGGAAACUGGCUUCCUUAUAAUGGAGACAUCCCACUAAAUUCAGAUCGUGAAGAAUAUUAUUAUGUACAUAGGAUUUUCUCUGGUGGAGACCAAAGCUUUUCACAUUACGUUACUCUACAGGAUUUGGAACCUCCAGAUGACUUCAGAUACCCAUGUGCUUCGAAGCAAAUCUGGACUGUGAACGAAGGCUUCAUUCAGAGGUUGCUGCACUGCUCGUCUUCAGGAUCAGGGAGGCUCCCUGCAGAGAUAGCAAAUGAAAUCGACGGAACAUUUUCCUCAGCUGGCUGUCUAAAUGGAAGUUUUUUAGCUGUCAGCCAUGAUGAUCACUACAGAACUAGUGCCAGAUACUCAGGGAUUGACAUGAAUACUGCUCGACUUCUGUUUCACAAACUUAUACAGCCGGAACAUCCUCAUAUAUCUCAGCAGGUUGCAGCUAGUUUGGAAAAGAACCUUAUUCCUAAACUGACUAGUUCCUUGCCUGAUGUUGAAGCCCUAAGACUGUUUCUAACCCUGCCAGAAUGCCCACUAAUGAGUGACGCAAACAAUUACAUGACACUAGCUAUCCCAUUUGCAACUGCUAUUGUGAAUCUAGAAAAGGCUCCACUGAAAGUACUUGAAAACUGGUGGUCUGCAUUGGAGCCUCCCCUGUUCCUUAAAAUAGUGGAACUUUACAAGGAUGUUGUUGUCCACCUUCUUAAAUUGUACAAGAUGGGCAUUCCAACUUCAGAGCAAAGAAUCUUCUCUAGCUGCCUGCACUCUUCUCUCAAGGUUUUGGAAAUUUUGCACAGGGUAAAUGAAAGAGGUGGGCAAAUCAUACAAUAUGAUAAAUUCUACAUACAUGAACUACAGGAUUUGAUAGACAUAAGAAGUGACUACUUCCACUGGAUUCAGCAGCAGGCAUAUGGAAUGGAUAUCAGCCAUGGAUUAAAUGAGCUAGCAGAUGUGCCAGUUACAAUUUGCACCUACCCAUUUGUGUUUGAUGCACAGGCAAAGACAACACUCUUGCAGACAGAUGCAGUCUUACAGAUGCAGAUGGCUGUUGACCAGGCUCACAGACAGAAUUUCUCAUCUAUUUUUCUCCCAGUAUUUGAAUCUGUCAAUCCAUGUCUGAUCUUAAUUGUGCGCAGAGACAAUAUUGUGGGGGAUACCAUGGAAGUCCUAAGAAAAACAAAAAAUGUUGACUACAAGAAGCCUCUUAAGGUUAUCUUUGUAGGGGAAGAAGCUGUUGAUGCAGGAGGAGUUCGCAAAGAAUUUUUCUUGCUUAUCAUGAGAGAGCUGUUAGAUCCCAAGUAUGGAAUGUUCAGGUACGACGAACAAUCGAGGCUCAUCUGGUUCUCAGAUAAGACCUUUGAAGACAGUGACUUAUUUCAUCUGAUUGGUGUUGUCUGUGGGCUAGCAAUAUAUAAUUUUACUAUUGUAGAGCUUCACUUCCCUUUGGCUUUAUAUAAGAAGCUCCUGAACAAGAAACCUUCCCUGGAUGACCUCAAAGAGCUAAUGCCUGAUGUUGGCAGGAGUAUGCAGCAAUUAUUGGACUACCCAGAAGAUGAUAUAGAGGAUACCUUCUGCCUCAACUUUACAAUCACUGUUGAAAAUUUUGGUACUACGGAAGUUAAGGAGCUAAUUCCUAAUGGUACUGAUAUUCCUGUUGUCAAACAAAAUAGGCAAGAGUUUGUGAAUGCCUACGUGGACUACAUCUUCAAUAAAUCUGUGGCUCCUCUCUAUGACGCAUUCCAUGCAGGCUUUCACAAGGUGUGUGGAGGUAAAGUUCUGCAGCUCUUCCAGCCCAAUGAACUGCAAGCAAUGGUGAUUGGGAAUACAAACUAUGAUUGGAAAGAACUAGAGAAGAAUACUCAAUACAAAGGAGAAUAUUGGGCAGAGAAUCCAACAAUUAAAAUGUUCUGGGAAGUUUUUCAUGAGUUACCACUGGAGAAGAAGAAACAGUUUUUAUUAUUUUUGACAGGCAGUGAUCGUAUUCCUAUUCUUGGGAUGAAGAGCCUUAGUCUUGUCAUUCAGCCGACUGGAGGUGGUGAUGAGUAUCUCCCUGUGUCUCAUACAUGUUUUAAUCUUCUUGAUCUUCCAAAAUAUACAGAUAAAGAAAUACUCAGAUCUAAGCUGAUCCAGGCUAUUGAUCACAAUGAAGGUUUCAAUUUAGUAUAACUUGCAGAAGCUAAGAACACAGCAACUCUUUAACGUGGGAACACUGAACUAAUUUUGCAUCUAUCUUGCAGUGUCACAUAAGGUGAAAAGCCUGGCAGCGGAGCUAUUAUAAGAAAUGCUUGUAAACAUGUUCAGUGAUCGGAUCCUCUAAUGGCAGCCAAAAAUCCUUACACUAAUAAACUGUCUUGAUAUGAAUGCUGGAGCCACAUUUUGCCAUCUUAAUAAAAAUUCAACUUUGGAAUAAAAGCAAUGGUUUCACUAACUAAAUUUUAGUACUUCACAUAUUGCAAAAUGACUUGCUGUGUGUGUGAAAGGUGUGCUUACUCCCCCCCCCCAAUCACUGCAACAGUCACAUUAGGUUUUUCAUUUUGUAAAUAUAUUUUUUUUGUAAUAAAAUACCUGUGCUCCAAUAGCAGUAGAGUAUCUAUUACUUGUAACUGAAUUGGGGCUUAUUUUAUAAAAAGAGACACACACCCAAAAGGCAUUAACAUUUGAGCUGAUAAAUUAAGAGAUAUGCAUCUCUUGUCUUUUUGUAAAAAUCUUAUGAGGAACCAUAAAUUUUAUGUCAACCCUUUCAUACCGGAACAAAUAUGGCUCCUGUUAACAUAAAAAAAAAGAGAUCAAGACAAUGUGAAAGAUAAUUUGUCUGAUAAUCUCAUGGCAGCAUGAAGCAACUAUCAGUUGUUAAAAUUAUGAAUGGAACCCAUUAUUUAAUCUUGGAAUUCAAUCCUUGGCAACUGUUGGUAAUUAGAAUAAUCAAGGAAUGCCUGGCUUCAGCUCCACUUUUUGCCUUUUACCUUCAGUAGAGCUGAGAAUUUUAUCCUUUUGUUCCCAUUCACAAAUGUUGAAAGAGCAGUUUUGCAGUUCUGGUUCAGUUUACACUUUUUCAGAUAAUUGUUAAAUGCUCUCUUUUUAAAAGACUUUUUGGAUUUCAGUAAGACAUCUCCUGAUGAUAUUGAAUUAAACAUGAGGAUUGAGGGGGUGGGGGCUAGCUUAAGUUCCUGAAUGUUUACAUGUUAAUGGAUAGUAUGUGACUUUCAGCUGUGAAAUAUUUAUUUUUUUUUAGAUUUAUAAACUGCAGUGAAACAAUUCAAGCAUCAAAUAAAAAAAUUCUUGAAUGAAUUAUGUACAA
Molecule: messenger RNA, 4738 nt
Organism: Podarcis muralis (Common wall lizard)
Lineage: Eukaryota; Metazoa; Chordata; Lepidosauria; Squamata; Lacertidae
Source: RefSeq, a predicted model, not a curated record